AGAUUUUCAAACGAAGUUUCUACCAAUUGCAUCAGAAGGAAUUCAACAUGUGGAUUUACAAGCAGAUUGUAUACCAGUAGAUAUGCUGCAGCGGAUCAUACGUUUUUGGUAUACCGCCUCGUUUGUGGCAUGGUCAGAGUCCGACUCAAUACAAUUGUCAGCGCUUUCACUCACGGACUCCAAAGUCAGCUCCACAUCCACUUCAGUAUCGGAUGAAAGUGAUCAUAAAGUGAAUGCGCCAAUAACUCCACCGUUGGGAUCAGACGAAGCGGCGGCUAUACGAGCUUCAGUGAUGGAAUUGGAAUCGACUAUUGGAAUCAAAUUGUUACCGAUCAUUGAGGAAGGUGUUACCGGUGAUCACCAACAAUGGUUGAAUGAUAUCAGUCGUAUGCGGAAGGAUCAAAUUUGUGUUGACGUGGUGGUUGCUGUCGACGCUCCCACCAAUAUACCAUCCAAAGCAAACGUCCCCGCUAUCGCCGUGUCUAGUGCAGACAACACAUCAUACUCCGUGCAUCGAUUCAUGUUAGCGGCUCAAUCUCCCUACUUUAAUGCAUUAUUCAACUCUCAAUUCAAGGAAGCAUCAAGUCCUACCAUUCAUGUUCCACCUGAGCUCUUCACUUCUGCGUCACUCGGCUGUAUAUUACAAUAUUACUAUAGUAGCAGCCUCGACAUCCCCACCGCUCCUAUUCGAAAAACCGCUUCGACUGCGGCAGGACGUUUAACACAAAAGAAAUUUGGUCUCCGGUUGAUGCAAAAGGUGUUUCGCGGGGCCGAUUACCUUGGUCAAACCAAUACUACGUGUGCUUUGGCCAUGCAUGAGAUAGCUCAAAUCUGCGAUCAGUUCAAAUGCACAUGUGCCGACUGUCAAUUGCUGUUACCUUCAGUAUUAUCCUUUUCUGAUAAGGUGGUUGCUUCUGUGCCAAAGCUCAGACCCACCAUCCUUCGCCUCUAUACAGAUCCUAUCCAAGGUAUUGCAAAGUUAUGGCCACAAAAGCCAUUUGCUCUAUUGGUGAAUUCAUUGGGUAUUGUAUCAGAGGACACUGGAAGCAACUCUUUUUUGGUGCGAACAGAAGUAUCUCCUUCGGCUCUUGUAAGCGACAUCAAUACGCAGACAUUGCAAAGAAUCACCAAACACAAUGCCAUCCAGUCUUUCCACGCCAUGCAUUUAUGCUUGUCUCAAUUGCGUGCAUCCGAUCCUUUCCCCACCUGGUCCAUCGCUACCCUUAGUCUUUUAAACCCAAUCAUCCAUCAAACCGCCCUCUUAGUGGCCAUGAACUUUGAUUACUUCUGCGUCGAAUACCCUAUUUUAUUAUCGUGCGUGGAUGGCAUCGGAUUUGGAUUUUCUUGCGACUUUUUGGAGUUUCUGUUGAACAGAGUGUUGGAUGAGGGUAUGCAGGAUGCCAAUGCUGGCGUUCUGUACCAAGGCAUUGUACGAGACCUAAUUGGUCGUCAAGAGGUAGUGAAGAACAUCGCUGUUGGUGAGGUGCUUGAUGCUAGCCGUGCCAAGAUUGUUGCUUAUCUCAAGAGAAGAUGGGUUGGAGUUAAGGCACAGAAUGGAUUCAAGGAUCUAGACAAGGAGGUGUUACGGACCAUGGCUGAAGGUAGGUCUUUUUGACAAGGAGUGGGCAGGAUCAUUUGUGUGCACCGUGAAUGCAGCAUUGGGGCAGAACCAAUAUUUUUACUAAAUGACGAAUUCCAUU
Molecule: messenger RNA, 1700 nt
Organism: Umbelopsis ramanniana AG
Lineage: Eukaryota; Fungi; Mucoromycota; Umbelopsidomycetes; Umbelopsidales; Umbelopsidaceae
Exons: 1
Coding region: 83-1615 (510 amino acids)
Molecular function (GO): protein binding
Source: RefSeq, a predicted model, not a curated record